Micromonas commoda is the source of this 402-nucleotide messenger RNA. RefSeq lists its product with no specific name. The record is from RefSeq and is a predicted model, not a curated record. Lineage: Eukaryota; Viridiplantae; Chlorophyta; Mamiellophyceae; Mamiellales; Mamiellaceae. Gene Ontology annotation, cellular component: centrosome; cilium; intraciliary transport particle B. The transcript has a single exon. Bases 1 to 402 code for a protein of 133 amino acids. Gene Ontology annotation, biological process: intraciliary transport.
AUGACGGACAUGGCGAGCCCCGGCGCGGGCGCGUCGGUGGUGAUGGCGACGUGCUCCGACGAGAGGCACCCGCCGCACAACGCCCUCGACGAGGACGAGCGGAGCUUCUGGGUGACGACCGGACUUUUCCCUCAGGAGAUCGUGGUGAAGCUCGGGAAGACGUCGCAGGUGACCAAGGUGCGGACGCUCACGGCGAACGUGCGGAAGUUCUCGCUGGAGUACUGCGACGACGACGAACCCAUCGGGUUCAAGCCCGCGUUCGAGGUGGAGCUCGGGGAUAAGGGACCGGCGCGGCUGCAGACGGAGGUGCACCAAGUGAACUGCAGGGCCAAGUUUCUCAAGUUCGUCAUCGGCAGCGGCUGGGGCGACUUCGCGAGCGUGCACAGGAUAUCGGUGUUUUAA